Molecule: messenger RNA, 978 nt
Organism: Aspergillus niger
Lineage: Eukaryota; Fungi; Ascomycota; Eurotiomycetes; Eurotiales; Aspergillaceae
Exons: 7
Coding region: 1-978 (325 amino acids)
Source: RefSeq, a predicted model, not a curated record
AUGGCUGACGUGAGCUAUCCCGACACAAAUGGCCACAGCGCUCUCGCAAAGGGCCCCAUUGCCGAUAACAUCAAGUCCGAGGCGUCCCGCACUGGUCAAGAAUUCCGCGAAUUGAGGAACACUAGCCCUUCAUCUACCACUGCGACCGGCCAACCCUUGACCUACUACCACUCGCUGCUGUACAGCCUUUUGAGCUGGGAGCAACCCCGAGCUACGGCCAUCUCCUUCGCGAGUGUUGUCACAUUCAUCUUCGCCGCCCGUUACCUUCCUCUCCUCCGUUGGUUCUUCAAGUUCAUCUAUGUGGUUCUGGGGUUCACCGCUAUUGUCGAGGUCGGUGGCAGACUUGCUCUGUCACAGAGCGUCGUGAGCUCAUUCCGGCCUCGCAAAUACUACACCGUGCCCAAGGAAACCAUCGAGGCUGUUUUGGAGGACCUUGAGCAGCUCAUCGACUUUGUCCUCAUUGAGUUCCAGCGUGUUCUGUUCGCCGAGAACAUUGUCCACACCAUUGCAUCCUUCUUUGCCGCUUUCACCGCCUACUGGUUGAUCAAGUUCCUUCCAUUCUGGGGACUGUCCUUGAUUGCGGUCACCAUCGCGUACAUGGGACCCUUGGUCUACAUCAACAACCGUGAAGUCAUCGAUGCCCACAUUGAGCACGCGCAGGAAGUUGUCAACAGCCAGGCUCACCAGCUAAAGGAUCUUGCCGAAGAGCGCACUGCCCAUGCCACGGGUGUUGUGAGGCAGUAUGUUGGUGACUACAGCGCCAAGGCCCAGGGAUACAUGCGUCGCUCUGCCACCCCCGAGAUGGCUAGGGCACCCGCCCCCGUUAUCAAGAAGGAGCCUGAGGCCGAGCCCGAAAUCAAGACGACUGACUUCCCGGAGGCACCUAAGGAGGAACCCGUGGCCGCCCAGGAGCCCGUGGUGGAGACGAUCGAACAGCCUGCUGAGCAGGUGAAGUCGGAGCCUCUUCUGGCAGCUUAG